CUUUCACAAAUUGGAAGGCCUGCAGCUGUUCGAUUGAUCAAUCCCGAGUUACCACUCGACUAACAUCCAGCACUCACCCUUACAGCAAUUAUGGCUCCGCCGCGCACUGCCAAGACCAGUCUCACAAGCAACCGUCAAUCUCGGAAGCGUGUCGUCGAAGAAGUAGAAGAGACUGAGGCCCGUGACGAUACUGACGUACUGGAUGUGGACGACGAAGCAGGAGAUGAAGAGCCCCAAGAGUCGCAGGACACAUCGGAAAGGCUGGAUCAGAUGAUGGCGAAGAUAGUCAAUGAUCAACGCACGCGCCACAAGGUCGAUAAACACGUUGUCGGCAAGUCCUACAAUACUGCCUGCACGACGCUUCAGACCUCCAUCAAUGCCCUCUUCGAUGACCAUGAAGACAAAGCGUCCUCGGCAUACCAAGUUCAGGUCAAGCGUCUCAAACAUCUGCUGGACGAGAAAACAAGACUCGAAGUUGCCAUGGCAGACAAGCUCAAGCAGCUGCAAGCUGGGUACGACGCUCAUUCUCGCGAUCUUGAGUUGGUCGUGAACCGCAGGAUCAAAGAGAUGAAUCACGCGGAAGGUAUCUAGGAUGAGUUAUACCACAAAGCCGGGUUUGUAUAUUUAAAAAAAAUCACGACAUGCGCUGAUGCGUAAAGUAUCUAAUGUUGUAGCAUCAGACAACUGUUCGGUAUGGCGAUGGACGUCGAAAAAAGACGUCACAAAAGAUCAUAAAGCUUGAAGCACGAGGUUCGAU
Dothidotthia symphoricarpi CBS 119687 is the source of this 757-nucleotide messenger RNA. RefSeq lists its product as uncharacterized. The record is from RefSeq and is a predicted model, not a curated record. Bases 91 to 591 code for a protein of 166 amino acids. NCBI's taxonomy places the organism in Eukaryota, Fungi, Ascomycota, Dothideomycetes, Pleosporales, Dothidotthiaceae. The transcript has 4 exons.